CUGUGGUAGCAAACCUAAUCAGAUCACUUCUAUUUCUCAUAGAGAUAGUUACAUCUUAUCGAUACAUAUUUUAGUUUUUCACUAGAGUUUAGUGGUGCAUUUUUACUUAUUUUUCAAAUUUGUGUAGGAUAAAAAUCAAAAUGAAGAUUGCUCUAAUUACGUUGUCAGCCUUCUCCUUAGUCUUAGCCGAACCACCAGUACCAAGUAGCCAGUACCUGCCAUCCAAUACAUAUGGAGCGCCAAAGCUGUCAACUCCAGCUAGCACAUACGGAGCCCCAGCGCAGACGGAAGCUAUCCUGAAACCCAGCAGCAGUUACGGCCCACCAAGCAGUAGUUAUGGCCCACCCAGCAAUACCUACGGGCCACCCAGCAACACCUAUGGACCUCCUAGCAACACCUACGGACCUCCUAGCAACACUUAUGGCCCACCUAGCAAUACUUAUGGCCCACCUGGAUAUGGAGGUCGUGAUGAUCAAUCAGAACCUGCCAACUACCAAUUCUCUUACCACGUAGAAGACGCUGCCUCAGGAAAUGACUUCGGCCACGAAGAACAAAGACAAGGAGACGUCGCCAAAGGAAAGUAUUUCGUCCUCCUUCCCGACGGUCGUCUCCAAACUGUUGAAUACACUGCCGACAAUGACGGAUACAAACCAAAGAUCAGCUACGAGCAAGUUGGAGGAUACCCAUCUGGAGGUCCAUCAGGAUAUCCCUCCGGGGGACCCUCUAACGGCGGAUACCAAUAUUAGAAAUUUGAAUAAGCAUUAACGUUUUUUGUUUUUCUCCAGCUUUCGAUAUGAGCACUCAACGUAUUAGUUUUUGACCGUUUGUAUUUUUACUGCAGUUGAACUGGUACAGUAGCUCAGUCUACCACAAGAAAUUUCUGUCUUCUAUUGUCAAACAUAUCUAAUAAUUUUUACAUAUUCCAAUUGUUUCUUCUAUAUUUUCCGUUUUCAUUUCAUUUAAACUGCCUGUGGAAAUAAGCAUAUCAUUUACCUUAAAUGUAGGAUCUUAAUAUUAUUUGUGACUUUUCUAUCGACAUAUAUGAUUAUUUUGUUUAAUGUUUUUACCAUAAAUGUUAUUUUAUUGUAUAUACCAAAAAUUUUAGAUAUUAAGGUAAAAAAUUAAAACAAAAUAAUCGCAAUAAUGUCAUAGCUAAAAGCUUUAAAUAUUUUGAAAAUUGUAUUAAUUUUUCAUUUACUACGGAUUUUUGUCCUGUAUUCACCUUAUCUACGUAUGCUCCCUAGUUUUCUAUGCUCUACAAAUAAAGUAAUAAGUAAUUAUUGUAAUAUUAUUCUAGGUAAUAUCCCUUUCACUUCAUUAGAGUUUAGAAUAUAGAGUAUAGGUACUGGUUCUUAUAAUAUUAUACAAUAAACAAGUUACCAAACAUUUAUUAACUCUAGGAGACAGAAACAAUUUUAGCUUUAAUAUGACGUUUUAUAUAUUUACAGCUUAACUGUGUGAAUUGACAGGUCAGUGUAGGAUAUGAUAAGGCCCGAUAUAUGGAUAAUGUAUUAUGUUUAGUAUUUUUUGUAUAAGAUCAAGUGUAUUCGAUCAUUGUACAUAAAAGUUUAUAUAUAUAUUUAUUUUGCCAUAUUUAUAUCAGUAGUUUAUAGGAGAUGAAGUAUAUUUUUUAUAUUAAAUACAUUGAAAUAAAAGUAUUUGCAAUGGAACAAAAA
Molecule: messenger RNA, 1676 nt
Organism: Diabrotica virgifera virgifera (western corn rootworm)
Lineage: Eukaryota; Metazoa; Arthropoda; Insecta; Coleoptera; Chrysomelidae
Product: pro-resilin-like
Exons: 3
Coding region: 141-746 (201 amino acids)
Cellular component (GO): extracellular matrix
Source: RefSeq, a predicted model, not a curated record